This is a messenger RNA of Aspergillus candidus, 462 nucleotides long. RefSeq names its product killer toxin Kp4/SMK. The transcript is spliced from 2 exons. Bases 36 to 434 code for a protein of 132 amino acids. The record is from RefSeq and is a predicted model, not a curated record. NCBI's taxonomy places the organism in Eukaryota, Fungi, Ascomycota, Eurotiomycetes, Eurotiales, Aspergillaceae. Gene Ontology annotation, cellular component: extracellular region.
GCACCUCCAGUCCAACCACACCCCCAGCCAUCAUCAUGAAGCUCUCCACCAUCCUCAUCCCCACAGUCCUCACCCUCUCAUCUACCUCAACAGCCCUAGGAAUAAAUUGCCGCGGCAGCGGCGGCUGCGCCGGGUCCGGCUCCAUCGGCGGCUCCGGGACGCGGCUCUCGCAUAUCAAGAACAAGAUCGACGGCAUCGACGACAACAAGCACUACAACAACGGCGACCAUAUUGCCUGCGAGGAGAACAAGCUCGGCACUGGCAUCUGCGCCUUCUUUCAGUCUACUGGCAGUGGCGGCAGCGGGGCCGACGCCAAGCGGUUGGUGCAGAAGUUGAUUAAUCAUGGGUGUACGGCGUGUGGAAGUGUGCCUACUGGAAAGGAGAACACUGUGAAGAAGGGACAGCUUACGGUAAACUAUGUGUCGAAGCCGUAGGGGGUGGAGAGAGGAUGGUGAAGUGGGC